This is a messenger RNA of Ostreobium quekettii, 1368 nucleotides long. NCBI's taxonomy places the organism in Eukaryota, Viridiplantae, Chlorophyta, Ulvophyceae, Bryopsidales, Ostreobiaceae. The record is from the annotation of a GenBank genome assembly.
AUGCAGACUGGGCGUCCAGCGGCGCCCGUGGGGCUCCGGCCACCUUGCAGGCUGCUUGCUCCGAAGGAACUCAGGCGCGGUCCUCGAUGCAGCGUGGCGGGGCCCCGGGAGAUAACUGGACCUGCCGAUGUGGGGUCCCUCAUCCCUGAGACUCUGGAGGAAAUGGCCCAAGACGUGGAGUUUCAGAGGACAGCUGAGCGCCUUCGCCGCGAGGGACAGGCUGCUUUGACCAGGGAAGAGAAAGUAAGGCGCCAGAGGUCACUGGACAACCUGGGAGUACCAUCCUUCUACAAAAUGGUCAAGGACAGCGGGGCGACUGGUCUGAAUCGGUCAGCUGCUAAGAUAUUCCAGCUGAACAUUGGCCUGUACUGCAACCAAGCCUGCACACAUUGUCAUGUCGAAAGCUCUCCAAAAAGAACUGAGAUGAUGAGCAAAGAGACAGCAGAGCGAUGCAUCGAUCUCUUGAAGUCAUGCAGCACAGUGGACACGCUGGACAUCACGGGAGGCGCUCCUGAACUGAAUUCACAAUUCAGAUAUCUUGUUGAACAGGCGUCUGCUCUGGGGGUAGAUGUCAUCGACCGCUGCAACCUGACAGUCCUUAUGGAACCAGGCCAGGAGGAUUUGCCACAGUUUCUGGCAGACCACAAAGUACAUGUGGUGGCAUCGCUGCCGUGCUACAGCCAAAAGAAUGUCGACAAGCAGAGGGGUGCCGGGGUGUUUGAGAGAAGCAUUUGGGGUCUACAGAUUCUGAACCGUCUGGGCUAUGGGAAGGAAGGCACUGGGCUCAACCUGGACCUUGUGUACAACCCUGGUGGGCCAUUCCUGGCCCCGUCACAAGCCACAUUGGAGGCGGCAUAUAAACAGGAGCUGAGAGAGGGAUAUGACAUUGAAUUCAACAAAUUGUUUUGCCUCAAUAACAUGCCCAUCAAGCGUUUUGCAGACUACCUCAUUCGACGUGGCAAGCUGGAAGAGUACAUGCAACUGCUCCUGGAUAACUUCAAUCCAGCAGCAGCAGAGGGCUUGAUGUGUCGUGACACAGUCAGUGUUGGAUGGGAUGGCAGGAUCUACGACUGUGAUUUCAACCAGCAGCUGGAGAUUGGUGUGAUGAGGCCUGGAAGCAAUGGAAAUGGGAACAACUCACAGGAGUUUGUGUCUGUCUUCAACAUUGAAUCACUUAAUGAGCUCAUUAACUGGCGCAUCGCAUGUGACAACCAUUGCUUUGGGUGCACCGCAGCAUCGAUUUCUCUCAGCGGCUUCUUCAUAUCUUCUCCGCUCUUCUGCUGGAACAAUCUUGCGACUCUCUUCACGUGUGCUUCUGUGUAUUCACGGGGAGCUGGCGGCUUCCUGCUGGGAAUGGAUGCCAACUGA